Trichogramma pretiosum is the source of this 565-nucleotide messenger RNA. Its product is annotated as 40S ribosomal protein S12-like. The coding region runs from base 27 to 446 and encodes 139 amino acids. Gene Ontology annotation, biological process: translation. The transcript is spliced from 4 exons. The record is from RefSeq and is a predicted model, not a curated record. Gene Ontology annotation, cellular component: ribosome; cytosolic small ribosomal subunit. Gene Ontology annotation, molecular function: structural constituent of ribosome. Lineage: Eukaryota; Metazoa; Arthropoda; Insecta; Hymenoptera; Trichogrammatidae.
UGUUAACAACUACUACAAUUUUAAAAAUGUCUGACGUUGAGACCGAUGAUGUGCCCUCGGCAGUUGGUGGCCCUAUGGAUGUGAACACAGCACUCCAAGAAGUCCUUAAAACAGCCCUCAUCCACGAUGGAGUUGUACGAGGCCUUCAUGAGACCACAAAAGUAUUAGACAAGCGACAGGCUGUUCUUUGCAUUCUUGCUGAGAACUGUGAAGAAGCUGACUACAAAAAAGUGAUCUCAGCUUUGUGCAAUGAACAUCAAAUACCUCUUAUCAAAGUAGACAAUAACAAAAAGCUUGGCGAAUGGGCUGGCUUAUGCAAGGUUGAUAAAGACGGUAAAGCUAGGAAAGUUGUUGGAUGCUCCUGCGUAGUCAUUAAGGACUUUGGUGAAGAUACUCCAGCUAAAGAUGUUCUUAUGGACUACCUUAAACAAAGUGCUGUUCAUUAAGUUUAAAACUUUUUUUAGGACUUCUGUGAAGAUACUCCAGCUAAAGAUGUUCUUAUGGACUACCUUAAGCACAGUGCUGUUCAUUAAGUUAAGUUUAAUAAAAAAACUAUAAACAAAAA